GAAUCUCCAGUGCAGACAUCAGGAACAAGAAUUUCAGGGAAAGUAGUGGAAGAAAGUUCCCUAGAAGAAUCUAUAAGCAGACUCUCUGACAAACCUGGAACUGAUGAUUCCUGGCCAACCACAGAUGAAGAAGAAUUAGAUUUUUGUGCAAAGAAACUCCCCAAGGUGAACUUAACCAAAAUAAUAAAUGCUUCUCAGCAAAUAAGGAAAAACAUAGAUGAAAAGAGUAGCACUGUCAAUACAGAACAUAGAACUUUUCUUCGGCACAAUCAAUCAGAUAGCGAAAAAGAAGACAUGACAGAUACCGUUCCUAAGCCUUCAUCCCAAGCCCAGUGCUCCCCUCAUCCUGUCCAUCCCUCACUUGGCUCCUUUUCAAGGUCUUCCCAGGUGAUGACUACUCUUCUAGGCAUUAAUAAGGAAGAAUCAACGGAAUCAGAGGAGGAAGAAAAGGAAGGUAGUGUAUUAAUUGACAAUGGUACUAGAGAACAAGCACCUCCUGAAACUCCAAAUCUUGCUAAUGAAGUUCAGGCUCACAAUACAUCAGUGAAUUGCACUAUUAGAAAAGAUUUGAUGUCAGCAUUAGGACUGGAAGAGGAAGAAGAUGCAGAAUCACCUUGGGAUUCAGAGUGUGCCACUGAAAGUCUCCCCAAAGGAUCUGCCAGGCAUAAAACUGCAUCCACAAAUCAGACAAUAAAAGACAAUAUUUCAAUGGAACAACGUGAAGAUGUAUUUUAUAUACCUUCUUUCAUGAAUGGAUCAAGAAACUUUAAGAUGGAUAAACUAAUGGAAACAAGAAGUAUAGGCAUGCCAGUAGGCAGCGUGGAUUAUCUUGAGAGACAUCCAAAUUUGAAGCCCAUUCAACCCACUAUUGAAAUGAAAGAUUCUUUCACAAAUCAAGAAGUAGAAAAAGGAGUUAAGGGAAAACAAAAGUCACAUUUAAUGGAAGAAUUUGGUUUAGAUGAUGCAGAUGACAUUGAUGAUGCUUCUGAUUGGGAUUCUGCCAGUACUUCCCAGAAAAAUGAGACUUACAGAAGUUCCAAGGAUUUGAAUUUUAAUGAGAAUUAUCCUUGCCAGUCACUACCAGUGACUAAAAAUCAGUCAGGAUCCAUAGAGUUUGGAAAGAUUCCUUUAAAAGAAGAUGAAGCAGCUGGAGCUGAAAGUGGACAUGAGACUGGAUUUAGGGUUGUGAUUCUAGGAGAAAACCCAGUCCCCCAGAAGCAAUGUGGACCACAUCUCCCUCUAAAAAAAGAGGAAGGUAAAAAAGGAUCAACAGAGGAAAGCCAAGAAAGUUUUCAUAAACGUGACCCAGAACAGGACAAAGUUCAGAUGGAUGCAGAUGAUGUUGAUGACCUCACUCAGUCAUCUGACACAGCUACAGAGGAUUAUGAUUUACCUCCCUUAAACUGUAAGAAUAUUUUGUUACUGAUUGAACAACUUAGUGUUGAUUGUAAAGAUCCUAUUAGCCUUUUGAAAAUUCAGAAUGCAGUUCUUAGAUAUGAACAAUCAGUAGAACUUAAAAAAGGACGUUGUACACUACUCGCUGGAAAAGUUAAGAGUUUAGAAAACAAGAUUACUGGACUACAGAAAGAAUUAUUGGAAUCAAGAGAAAUGAAAUCCCAGUUAGAACAUCAAAAAGCAGAAUGGGACAGAGAACUCUGUAGCCUCAGGUUUACAUUGAAGCAAGAGGAAGUAAAGCGAGUGACUGCAGAAAUGCUAUUUCAAAAAAUUAGAGAACAGUUAAGAAAAAAAGAAGAACAAUGUAGUAAAGAAGUGGAGCUAAAACAGCAACUUGAAUUCACUCUCAAUACUCUGGACCUUGAGCUGAGAACAGUAAGAAAUCAUUUAAAACAGGUUGAAGAAGAGCGAAAUGACACUCAAAGACAACUUUCUCAGGAGCUGAAUGCCAGAGCUUUGCAAGCCAGAAUUCUGAAUAAUCCUCUUUGGAAGCAGAAAGAAAUAGAAUCAGCUGCAUCCAAAAUGAUUCAGACUUCUGAGGUUUCUGAUAGCAAUGAAAAAGAAAAAUAUCUGCUGAAUAAAAAUCAAACCCUACAGGAUGAAGUUGCCAAGCUCAAACUGGAACUAGAGACAGUAAAAAUUAAAGAUCAGGAAAAAGAAAAUCAAUAUACAGAAGAAAAUGAAGUUUUAAAAGAAAAGUAUGAUGAGCUUCAAAAGGAAUUAAAACUGAAUGAAGAAGCAUUAACAAAAACAAUAUCCCAGUACAGUGGACAAGUAAAUGUUCUGACAACUGAGAAUGCAAUGCUGAACUCUAAAUUGGAGAACGAAAAACAAAACAGAGACAGACUGGAGACAGAAAUUGAAUCAUACCGUUCCCGUCUGACUUCUGCUAUUCGUGAUCAUGAACGAAGUCAGACAUCAAAACUAGACCUUGAACAUAGCUUUCAGCGAGAACGAGAUGAGUGGCUUCGUUUACAGGACAAACUAAAUCAUGACUUGUCUAGUCUAAGAGAGAACAAUGGUGUCCUUUCUCAAGAGCUCUCUAAAGCUGAAAGUAAAGCUAAUAGUUUAGAAAAUGAGCUAUACCAUGUACGUGAUUCCCUCAGAGAAAAGACACUAAUUUUAGAAAGCUCACAGAGAGAAUUAAACCAGGCCCAGUAUAAAGCAAAGGAUCUGGAACACACAAAUCAAAUAGAAAAGGAAAAACUGAACAAAUAUAUCGUUAAACAUGAAUCUAUCCAAGAAAGAUUAGCCCAAAUCCAGAGUGAAAAUAUGCUGCUUCGACAACAGCUGGAAGAUGCCCAAAACAAAGGCAUCAUUAAAGAAAAGGUAUUGAGUGAUGCCCAGGUACAGUUUAUUGAUCUCUUCAAUAAACUUCGUGCUGAUACCGAAAAACAAGUUCUUAUGGUAGAAGAGAGAAAUAAAGAGUUAAUCACUGAAUGUAACCACUUAAGAGAGCAAACGUGUAAAUAUGAAAAUGAGAAAGCAGAAAGAGAGGGUACAGUAAGAAAACUUCAAGAAGAACUUGCCGAUUCUCUUAAAAAACAAUCCAUGACGGAAGCUUCACUAGAGGUUACAUCACUUUAUCAGAAUGAUUUUGAAGAUAAGAAAAAACAACUACAGAAGGAAAUAGAUCAAAUGAAAAGUAAACUUAAUACUGAAAGGGAAAAAUUAAAGAAACUCAUUGAGUUAAAGCAAUCUCUGGAAAAUCGUCUAGAACAAGAAAUGAAGAGAAAUGAUGAAUUACAGAAAGACCUCAGUGGGUUUAAAAAACUGUUAAAAACAACACAAAAGAAAUUAAGAGACUAUGAAAAAGGAGAUGUUGUUUAUGAGGGGGGACUGAAGCAAACACAUUCUGAAAUGGAUAGACAAAUUAAUAGAUUGAAAAAUAAGAUUGAAGACCUUACACAACAAUUGGAAGCAGCAUCUUCAGAAUGUAAUCAGCUGGAAUCAAUUAAUCAAAGUCUUCAAGAAGAAUUAUUUUCUAUGAAAAUCUUGCAAAAAAAUUGUGACAAGCUGGAAGGGAAUAAAAGACAACUGGAAGAAGAAGUAGUAAAUCUUAAGUAUCAUUUGGAAAUCACUAAGCUAGAACGCAGUCAAAUAGAACAAUAUAAACAUGAGAUUGAAGAAAGAGCAAGGCAGGAGAUUGUCGAGAAACUAAAAGAAGUCAACCUAUUCCUGCAGACACAAGCAGCAUCGAGAGAGAACUUAGAACAAUUAAGAGAAAAUAACAAUGCUUCAAUAAGAAAUCAAAUGGAGCAACGAAUUAGAGACCUGGAAUCUGAACUCUCCAAAAUGAAAAACUCAUGUCAAGACUCUGUGGAGGCAGAGAUAGAGAGAUACAGACAGCUUUAUUCUGAAGAAUUAAAAAUUAGAAAAUCAUUGUCAAACAAAUUAGAUAGAACUACUGAAAGGUUAGCUGAGGUGAGUCACCGACUCCUGAAUGAAAAACAAAAGAAUAAAGUUUUGAUCCACAGUUUUACUGCAAGUCCAAUUCUGGAGCCUGUGCAUGUUGGGAAUAUUAAUACCAGUAUGCUCCUCGGUAGAAGUCUUAUUCCAAGAGGAAAUUUGGUAUAUUCUACUGGAAACACAGUGUCUUCAAAAAGCAGAGUGGAGGCCUACAUGGCAAAGAUGCAGCAGGAGUUGGAAGAAAGUAUAAGCAGGGAACUUGAUGAAGCUACUGCUAAACUUGAAUCUAGAUCUUGAAGGACUACUUAUCUAACUAAUAAUUAGCAUCUACUAAUGAAUCCUCAAGAAUACCAAAGCUAAAUCAGGAUCCAGAAAAACUACAUGCUUUAAAAGAAGAAAUAAUGUUCAUUUGUGAAAUGAACUAUGUUUACAUAAUAUGUAAUGGUUUCCAUUAAAUAUAUAAAUGUGAAAAAAAUCUAAUGUAUUAGAAAAUGUGUG
This is a messenger RNA of Trichosurus vulpecula (common brushtail), 4362 nucleotides long. RefSeq names its product ankyrin repeat domain-containing protein 26-like. The record is from RefSeq and is a predicted model, not a curated record. Lineage: Eukaryota; Metazoa; Chordata; Mammalia; Diprotodontia; Phalangeridae. The coding region runs from base 295 to 4161 and encodes 1288 amino acids. The transcript is spliced from 27 exons.